AUGGCCCCCGGGUCGCUUCGGGCUCCGGGAGAUGCCGGGGCGCCGGACACCUUGAGCUCUGGCUCGGCCAUCCGGCCGCCGACCCUGGCCCAUGCUCGUGCUGACCAGCCCGACUGCUUGGCGGCCUUCCUGACGCUACUGGCUCCGGAGGGCGAUCAUUCGAACCGGGCCCGGCCGAUUGUGGCCCAAUUGCCGAAAACCCGGUCCGGGAUGCCCCGGCGUGCGCCCUCCUCCGGGAGUCUGGCCGGGCCGGUGGAUUUGGCCCCCGGCUCGCCGGGCGAGGCCCUCACUGCGUCCAUGUUGUCCACCUCGCCGGCGGGCGGUGGCAGCUCCACCGGGCCGGCGCCCAUGUCGCCCGGCGGCAUCAUUGCCGAUGGUCCCGGCGGAGGCGUCGAGCCCUCCUCCGGGUCCAGCGCUCCGGUGCAACAGCUGAACGCCCUGCCGCCGCUGCCCCUGGGGCUGGUGCGCCAUGUGCUGGAUUCGGCCCUGUCCAUUGAUGAGCGCCUGAUUGGCCUGCUGCUGUCCCCGCACUCGGCUCGCCUGCUGGAGGGCGAGCGCUUGGCCCGCCUGCUGGAUGUCGGCGGCCCGCUGGCCGGCCAGCCCCCGGGACCGGCCCCCACCCGGCCUCUGUCCAUCCUGCUCUUUGAGGAUCUCCUCGCGAGCCAGCUUUCCUCCAGUGGCUCCGGCCGAUCGGCCUCCAGCGUGUCGCUCACCGCCACGAUGGGCCUCUCCUCGCCGGCCCCGCGCCUGGGUUCCGGGGGGGGAUCCGGCUCGACGGGCUCGCUCAAGCAAUUGCCCGCCCUGAGCAGCUCCAGCAGCAGUGGGUUCCUGGUGAACUCCAGCAGUGGGACCCUGCGCCGACAGGCCGGCGGUGCCCCGACCUCCGGCCUGACCCUCUAUGCGCUGGCGGUGGACAUGCUGGCCGCCGGGCCGGGCAGCAUGGCCGGCGCGACACCGGGCGGGCCUGACCCGGCGGCAAGCCCCGUGCUUGAGGCCUAUCGCGGGCUGCUGCUGGGCGAGCACUCCAGCGAGAAUGUGGACUUCUGGCUGGCGGUCAUUGCCUUCGACCUGGACCCCACCCUGGAGAAGAUGAGUCGGAUCUGCUCGCACUUCAUCCUGCCGGCCGCCAGCCAGGAGGUCAACCUGUCGCUGCCCUGCCGCCGGGCCACCCUGGACAUGUGCCUGCUGGCGACGGACAUCGCCCGGUCGGAGUACUAUUUCCGCCUGGUUGGCGGGGCCAAUGGCGGGUCGCAGGACUGGGGCAUCACCUCGCGCGAGGAUGCUGCUCACUAUUCCCAGGCUCUGGCCCGCAUGGUGGCCGAGGCGGAAUCCGCCUCCAGUCGCGAGGUGUCGCCCCACUUGCCGGCUGUGGGUGAGGCCGCCGGACCGCUGGCAGCCCCGGCCACCGAGUCCGGGGGCUUCAUGCGUGUUCGCUCGCGCAGCCGCAGUGCCAGCAGCUCCUCGGCCGAUGGGGCCCCCGGCGCCGCGGCAUUGGCCGAAGCGGCGGCCUCCCGGCGGACCUUCGCCUGGCGCCCCGAGGGCAUGACCGACCAGUCUCCCUAUUGGCGCUUGGUUUUGAGCGAUGUCCCUGCCUCCAUGCCCAUGCCGCGUGGGCUCUUCUCCGAUGCCCAGUCGGAAACCCUGCGACUGAUGGUUGGCGACAGCUUCCCCCGGUUCCUGAAUGCACUGGCCGGAUCGCGGCACAAUCGCCGCUCGGGCUAG
Molecule: messenger RNA, 1722 nt
Organism: Fonticula alba
Lineage: Eukaryota; Rotosphaerida; Fonticulaceae
Exons: 2
Coding region: 1-1722 (573 amino acids)
Source: RefSeq, a predicted model, not a curated record